This is a messenger RNA of Plasmodium vivax (malaria parasite P. vivax), 519 nucleotides long. Its product is annotated as early transcribed membrane protein (ETRAMP). Lineage: Eukaryota; Apicomplexa; Aconoidasida; Haemosporida; Plasmodiidae. The transcript has a single exon. Bases 1 to 519 code for a protein of 172 amino acids. The record is from RefSeq and is a predicted model, not a curated record.
AUGAAAAUCUUCUGCAUAUUUAUACUCAUAAACUUUCUCUUCAUAAUUAACUUGUUGGCACCAUGUAUGUGCUCAGAGAAUGUGGUAAAGAAGAAAGUCCUAGAUAUGUUCAACACAGUCAACGACAGAUUGAAUAGCUAUGAUAAGAAAAAGAAGAACGCAAUAAUGGCAGGCGCUGCAACCACAGCAAUUGCCCUCAUAUCAACUUUAAUUGGAGGUGUGUACUUGUUUAAACCCAAACGUAAAAACGAAUUGGAAGAUCCCGCAACGGUUGCAUUCGUCGUCAACCUUUUACUUGAUACUGCAGAUGGGGGAGUUGUUCAAUCAGAAAAGGGGUACAUCAUGGGAAAGGACAUUACUAAAUCAUUUCCAAGUGAGAAGGCGUUACGAGAGUAUAUAGCGAAGAACGUAAAGGAUAGUGGUUCGGACAAGGCCAGCUCCGAGAAGAAGGACCUUCUGAACUCGAUUCUGCACAUCAACGUGAAUAUUAAGCAGCCCGCUGGUGACACUCAAACGUGA